AUGCUUCUCAUCGUCUCUUUAAUAGUAGUGGCAGGGUUGGCAGCGGCAGAAGAAGAGCAGAAACUCUCCUGGAAGGAUGAUGACGGUCUGGAGGUCAAAAUUGUGAAACCGAUCAAGAAAGAAAAGUGCAAAUUGGUCUCACAAGAGGGUGAUGUGGUCGACCAGUUCUACAGACUCGUCGAUAAAGACGGCAAGGAAAUCGGUAGCAAUUUCGGGAAAAAACCGUACACUUUCAAAUUAGGAAAAGGACAAGUGAUCCCAGGAAUGGACCGAGCUAUGAUGGGGAUGUGUAUUGGCGAGAAGAGAAAAGUGGUGAUCCCAGCGAAACUUGGCUUUAGCGGUGACAACGCCUUGAAGGACCAAACACUCUACUAUACCGUGCAGUUGGUCGACCUCUUCCGAGCGGUUCCUGGUGACAAGUGGGAAACAGAUGAGGGCAUUACUAUCGAGGUAAGUGCCCUGUCGGUCUAG
Molecule: messenger RNA, 471 nt
Organism: Cooperia oncophora
Lineage: Eukaryota; Metazoa; Nematoda; Chromadorea; Rhabditida; Trichostrongylidae
Source: the annotation of a GenBank genome assembly